CGGAUAAUCAGGAUCUUAAAAAUCGCAUCUACAAAAACUGACCCACUACCUCUUCUAAAAACCCUUCCUCUUCUACAUAGUUGCUCUUUUUUCUCCGACUGCUUCCAUCAACCACUACCUACGAUCUACUUCCAUCUCCUUCUUGAAGACGGAAAACCACCCACCUCCGAUGCAUAAAAAAUGUACCGUCACAAACAUUUAUCGACGCCCUCACCGUCUCCACUCCGGCUUACCCCAUCAACUUUCAUCACUUUCACCUUAAAAUGGUAUCUGAAAAAUGAAAAUGCUUUCAAAAUUUGUCCUAACGUAAUCAGUUCCUUUUCUCUCUCAAUUCUCAAACCUCCGCCGCUUCACUUAUCCACAUCGACUCUUGAUCUUUGCAUCUUCGGCGCCAUCCUCCUACACCUUCACUUAUUUUUCGCUACCCUCCUACACCUCCGGCGCCACUGUCGCAUAAUAGAGGUCACUUCAGGUAAACAUUUGAAGCUGAGUUAUUUGAGCCCAUAUCUAGAGUCAUUGGCACCAAUAAACAUGUGGUUUGACAACCUGGGAAAAGAACCUUUGAUCUUGUUCAUCCAAAAUAAACAAAAGGAGCCCGAUGAUGCAACCAAGGGAAAGGAUGAAUCAAAUCACCUACUACUAUCCUCGGCUUGGAAAAUCCAUAUUUGUGGAAAUGACUCAGUAGAUAGGAGCAACCUCCUGAAGCAAUCGAGAUUAAGACCAAAGGUUGAACACAAGCUGAUGGUCCUAGGAUGCAUGAAUUUAGAAAGAAGAAUCGUGGAAGCUGAGAUGAAAAUAGCACUAGCAAAAAGUCAAGAUUUCCUCAUAAACAACCUGGUUUCUCUUCCACACCAUUUGAAGAGCUUCAAAAAAUAGCAUUGCCUGAAACAAGUAAUGCUGACUUACAGAAGCAACUUCAAGAUCAAGUCAACCUUUAACAUUUGACUAAACAAGCAAAUAAGAAAAGGUCAACAGUUUCUUAUAUUGUGUUUGGAAAAAAUUUAGAAUGGCCUAAUGUAACAACCCGAAGUUAUCCAUCAUCGAAACCCGCUCCGCCCGUAAAAUCCGCCUUUAUCGAUUCGUCCUGUUUUCGUUUUUAGGCUAAGUUAUUUAAACUUAUAAGUUUAUUUUAAUCUCAUGAGUGUUCAAAUCCCUUAGAAAGUCAUGAAAAUGGCCCAAAAUCAUUAAUGUGAAAAUUUCUAAAUUCAAUCCCGCCGGAUUGCGAUAACUUAAUCGGGUGCGACCAAAAGCCCCGUUUAAUGCCGAUAUCGGGUAGAAUUCCACCGUGUCCCAAUCUUG
Molecule: messenger RNA, 1299 nt
Organism: Lactuca saligna
Lineage: Eukaryota; Viridiplantae; Streptophyta; Magnoliopsida; Asterales; Asteraceae
Source: the annotation of a GenBank genome assembly